Messenger RNA from Drosophila erecta, 928 nucleotides. RefSeq lists its product as uncharacterized. The record is from RefSeq and is a predicted model, not a curated record. The transcript is spliced from 3 exons. Lineage: Eukaryota; Metazoa; Arthropoda; Insecta; Diptera; Drosophilidae. Bases 511 to 741 code for a protein of 76 amino acids.
UAGACAAUCUUUCCUCAUUUCGUUAACACACUCACAGCACCUUUAAGCGAACCAAUAAUAUACAGAAGAAUUACCCCAAAGCAACAAACAGCAACAGUAGCUAAAUGAAAUACCCAAAAUACCCUUAAACGAAUAGAUAAAUAAAUACACAUAAAUAAUUUUCCAUUAUUAAAAAGAGCUUGAGUAUAUCCGUGUGUUGUUCGCCGACUAAACUAUUAAUCAGCUAUAUUUAAUCAAACCACAUUUAAUGGAACUGAAUGUCAACGUGCGUGUCUAGUGCAAAAAGCUGAAUCCCUCGCCUUGUUGUUAUGGCUGUCGUCGCCUGAAACUUUAAACGAAAGAAAAGUUUGGCAGCCAUGAAAUCCCCUGACUUUGAUAACAAACUGCGCGUAUAAGCUGCAAAGGGAAAUGAGCACACAGGGAAAAGCCAUUGUGAAACUGUGAAAGUGUAAUCAAAUAAAUUCCCUCGCAGAAUAAUCCGAGUAGCUGAACAAAGGUCAAUCGUAGAAAAUGUGCAUAAGAACCUGCAAAGACAUCAAAUUCGGUGACAAUAGCGACGGAGGCCAUGAAGGUGGAAAGAACAUAGUCAUCCGUACAUCCAAAUCGGGCUACGAGCACUUCCAACUCCAACUGCAGCUGCAGGCCAAGCAAAACAAGCAAAAGCACAAAGGCUGCAAAUUGCCCAACUUUAAGAUUCUCAUGUGUUGUUGCUACUUCAUCAUCAUAGUACUGAUGAUAUGAGAACGGAGGGCAAAGCUGCCAUGCAAUGAAACUGAAUCUCCAACAAAAUGCUCCAAUUAUAUAGAUAAAUGCCAACCUAUUGACACCACAGAAGCGAACCAGAAAUUAUAGUUCAACUAAACUCAUAAAAAGAUCUCAUUCGAAUGCUGUCUAAGUGUAAACCAUCAGUUAUUUCAAUACAUGUGUU